AUGUCUUAUUUAUGUUUCAUUUUUGAGGAACGUGAAGCAGCUCGUAAACUUUAUAAAUCAAAAGCAAAUGAAAAAACAAAGAAACAGCAAAAAGGAGCUAAUACAUUUGUACCUGGUGGAGACUUAGCUAAACAACAACAGCAAAAAACAUCACGAUUGACCAAGAAAAAUGCAGAUGUUAUUAAGAAAGCUAUUUCAGAAGCAAAAUCUCUUGAAGAAGUUGAAAGAUUAAACGCAAUGUUACAAGCCGGUCAAAUGCCUGGUUUAAUGGAGCAACAUAAUGAUAAUUCAAUGGAACAAGGAAAUAUAUCUGAACAAAACACUACGGUGGUACAUGUUGCUGAUUUGGCACAUGCUCGAGCCCAAGAACUUCAAUCACUUCUUCAUGAACUCGGCCAUCGACAAGAUAAACAUCGGACUGCUCUACAAAUCCUUCCACGUUAUAUGCGUCGUCGAGCAGCAAGUUAUAAUAUCAAACGUUUACCACGUUCACUUCGUCCAUUAGCUGAUCCUAAAACAGGUACAGCUAAAACAAAACGACCAUCUCGUCGUUAUCGUCGUCGACCUCGAAAUUUACUUUCAUCAUAUACAAAUCGUCAAAGAAAAAUUAAAUGGCUUAAAACUCAUAUAUGGCAUGCAAAACGUUUUCAUAUGAAUACAUUAUGGAAUUAUCGUCUUGCUGAAAAAUCAAAUACAAAAUGUAUUCGACCAACAUAUAAAUCAUUACGUGAACGAUGUUUACUUCAUGAUAUGUCCUAUUAUGGAUGUAUUAAAUUAGAAGGCAAUGAAGAUGAAAUUAUCGACAAGAUCAAUCCACUUUUUCAUUCAUCAAAUAAUAAUUUAACACCAAAAGCUAAAAUGUAUCUUGGCGGACAAUUUGAAGGACAAUGUUUAAUUUAUAAACCUAAUACACAAGAAUGUUUAACACCAAUUAGUUUUAUGUGGAUGCCAUCAAAUGAUAAACGACGUAAACUUUGGCUUUGGUGUCAUCCAGCAUCGUAUGAUUCUCUUGCACAAAUACUUAUUUCAUUGUUUGAUACACCAUCAUCCAUAUCAACUGAAGAACCACCUGUAAAAAAACAGAAGAAUGACGAGCAACAACCAGUAAGUGUUACUUUACUACGCGAUCAACAACAAUUAGCUCGGUUUCGUUUAAUUGGUCCACUUUCAAUGGCUAUUCUUAAACAUGCAUUUCAUCCGAGUGUAUUACCUGGUAAUGCUAUUGAGAGAAAAACUGCACCAUUUUCUUGGUGGUCAAAUGAAACUCAUUCAAUUGAUAUACAUCAACAACAACUUCAAUUUUGGAAUGGUAAUAUUGGCAAUACAUCAACAAUGAUGCCUAAUCGAAUUGUUGCACUUGUUGUACGUGAUCCACGUAUCUUUACACCACUUAAACCUAAAUUAACUAUUCAUUCGAAAACAAAAAUUGAAAAAGUUGAGUCGUUUCCACCAUCAUCCAUUGAUCUUGCUAGUUCACCAUUAUGGAUUGAAAAAUAUCGUACAUAUUGUUGUGAACAUAAAUUAGCAACUUAUCAAAUUAAUCUUAUUCGAUCAAAAUCAACAGUUGAUAAUUAUGAAUUACAAUUAAAUGAAGAAGAAUCACAAAUUCCACUUAUAUUUAUUCAUCAUCAUGAUCUUUUGUCACCUAUAUCAAAACAUCAACAAUAUCGAAAUGAUUUUGGUAGUGGAUGGGAUAUAAUUUUACCCAAUGAAUGGGCACAAAUAUUUUGGAUCUCACUUGUUUAUAGUGGUGCUAGACCAAUUGGCCAAAAGGAACUUUCACUGGUUGCUCAUGAAACUGGAGAAUUUCAAUUUCCGCAAGAAUAUCCCGAUACAGAUGCAGGUAUUGAUUGGACAUCAAAAAUAGAAUCCGAACAAUUAACAUAUUUUUCAAAAUGUCCACCUUCGAAACGUCCGAAUUUUUUUCUUAAUGGUAUCGCAAGUCCAUUUCGUCCCUUAUGGUCGAAUAUUGUACGUGAUUGGGCAGUUGAAUAUGAUACAUCAAAUACUGUGAUAAAUUCCCAUCGAUUUUAUGUUUUACGUGAUCGACAUCGUCUUUCAUUAGAUAAUCUUCGACAACAUUUACAUUCACUUGUACCAAUUCGUAUCAGUAUUAAAGGAAAAAAAGGCAUUAUUGACAAUACAACAUUGAUCUAUUUACCGACUAUGGAUGAUUUGAAAGAUAAUAAGAAAACAAUAGUAGAAUCUCGACAUAGUGAUCGUGCUCGAAUAGAAGAACGAAAAAUGAAAAAAACUAAACAAUCAUAUCAAAAAGGUAAAACAACGGUUAAAUUAAUUGAACAACGAGCAAAUAAUAGUGAACAAACAAUUAUUCAUGAUUGUAAUCGAAAAUUAUUAGGUGCUAUUACAAGUGGAGCAUUUCAGUUUUCGAAAGCAUGUUGUACAGGCAAAGGUUUUAUAGCUAUGGGUGGUUUAUUAACUCUUUUGCAACAACAACAACAAAAGAAUGAGAAGAAACAAUCUCAACGUGUGUUAAUACGAACAAUAAAAUCGCAAUAUUAUCGAUGGGCAUCAUUAGAGUUUUAA
Messenger RNA from Rotaria sp. Silwood2, 2547 nucleotides. The record is from the annotation of a GenBank genome assembly. NCBI's taxonomy places the organism in Eukaryota, Metazoa, Rotifera, Eurotatoria, Philodinida, Philodinidae.